UCGCAAUCUUUAUUUAGAACACUUGAGUAGUAAAUAAACACGUAUUAUUCUUCGCUGCCGUUUAAUAUUUAAAAAUAUCGCCAUGCCGAAAGUAUCAAGCUCUAAAGCUGAUUUACUUAAGAAAUGGAUAAAUAAUGCUAAACAUUUAUCCGCUGAUGGAACAGUUGUGUACUGUAACGCCUGUUCAAAGCAAGUAUCCUCAAACCAGAAAUUUCAGAUCGAUCAACACCUUGCUACAGCCAUUCACAAGGAAGUGGAGAAACGAUUUAACGGGAAGGUGCAACAAACGAUUGUUUCAACUGCAUUAUGUGUCAGCUUCCAACAAAAUUAGGAUUCUAAAAAUGAAUUUUAUUUUGAUUUAUGCAACUCCAUGGCACAAUCAAACAUACCAUGGAAUAAAUUAGAACAACCGGCGUUCCGUAAAUUUUUAGAAAAAUAUUGUAACCGCCAUAUCACAAAUGAAUCCACAUUGCGCAAAAACUAUUUGAAGAAAUGUUACCAAGUACGUUAAGAAAAUAUUAGGGAAAAGUUAUGCAACACAAGUUGACGAAACAACAGAUGCAUGUGGUCGUUAUGUUGCCAAUAUACUUGUUCGUAUUUUAAACGAGUCUACCCCUCCAGUGUCUUAUUUAAUUAAUUCUGCUGCCUUAGAAAAAACCAAUCACUCGACCGUUGCACGUUUUAUUAAUGAUAGUUUAACCCUACUAUAGUAUGCACCAAAUCCAGUCAAAUCAGAAAACGUAAAAUUGAUGCUUUCUGAUGCGGCCGCUUAUAUGAUCAAGUAUCGCAAAUAUCUUGUGGGAAAUGCAAAUUCAGCUGACCCAUACAUUGCGUACAAUUUGUGUAGUUGUGUUACAACCUAUCUUUUACUAUUGCGGAGCGUUAGUAAUAUGUUGUUGCAACUCGCUUUCAACAUCUACAUCUAUUCUAUUUACGAGACGAAACAUAAUUGCAUGAUCAAACGAAUUUACCUGUAAGUGAUCUGAAUUAUGUGAAGGCCUCGUCGAAGUAAGUAGCUUCCUUCUCCAUAUGUCUCACCCAAUCGUUGCAACAACUUGACUUUGAAGAAAAUGAGAGUUUGUAGGCCAGGGGCCGGAGAGGAGGAAGGGCUUGGCCAGAAACGGGAUACUACAUCUGUUCUGUCUACUUCGACGAGGCCUUCACAUAAUCAAGAUCGAAAAUCACUUACAGGUAAGUUCGUUUGAUCAUGUAAUUAAAGGAUUAUCUGGGAAACAGUAAGGAUUCUAUUAGCAAUGUUGCGUAUUUAGGUUAAUAAGAAAAUGGCAUUAGCAGAGUUUCGCAAAAUAAGAAAAUUUUCUAUUUUUUCAUGAGUUUUUUUAGGUGGAAUUCUAAAAUAAAUUACGCAUUAAGGGAUAAUUGAGACAAUACCUCAUAUUUUUGCUCGUGAAAGUUUUCAAGUUUUUCAAUAGAAAAUCCGAUUUAAAAACAUGGAGAUAGACUCUGGAGGUCAAAGUAAUGAUCCCCCAGCGUCCCUGAUGAUGAAUGGACCCAGCCAGAAGGAGAGAAAAGAAAUUACCAUGAAAUCAAAGGAAUUGAUGACACCAGCUGUAGCAGACGAAAAGGACAGAACCAUCCAGCGUCUGACCCUGAUCAUCGAAAGCCAGGCCCAGCAAAUAAAGGAAUUGACUGAGACAGUUAGGGACCAAAAUAGUAAAAUAAACUGCCUGGCCACCCAGGUAACACAAUUAAUCAAUAAUCCAAAUUCUAAUCCUAAAUCUGACAAGGCUGUGAGUUUAAAAAGACCUCUAGAAAAUUUGACUGACGUGACAUCGACCGACGAUGAAAUACAGAAUGACGGAUUCAUCCAGGCCAAGUCUAGGAAAAGAAGCAGUGACAAAACGAACAAAACCGACAAGACGGAUGACUUCCGAGCUCUUCCAAAAGCAAAAUCCAAAUUCAAGGUGACAAUCCCCUCAAAACCGUCUGCUUCAUUAAACGUAUCAAAUUCUUCUGCCUCUUGUCCUAUGACAGUCGAUGCAGCGACCACAUCUUCUGAAUCUUUGGCCAUUGCAUCGACUGACGAUGCAUUAUCUCAACAAACUCACGUUGCUGGUGAGUUGACCAGUAGAGCACCCCGCCAGGGCGAAACACGCCCAUUGUUUUGCGUGAUGUGACCAAGUGGCGAAAUCUAAACUACACCUUUAUAAGCUUAGACAUUAAGAUAGAACGCGCAGUUGUCGUUGAUGUGGAAACCAGGAUUUUGGCGAAAACUGAGGAUGACUAACCGCAGGAUCCUUCGCCUGUUCAGGAAGGAGGGCAUGCCCCAUCAUACGUUCCCUCUUUCUUCAGAACGAAAUAUUCACGCGGUAGUCAAAUGGGAAUUAGAACAGAAGGGCUAUACUCCGCUCCACAUUAUCCGACUCAAAUGCAGUGGCGACGCACUCAUGCCUUUGGUGGUCGUGAUAUUGCCCAAGAUUGAAAAGCCCAGCAGCUGUUCAAUGAACAUGAGCUGCUGGGUCUAGCAAUCAGAGUUGAAGUUCGAAAGAACUACAGACUUAUUGGGCAGUUUCACCGCUGCCAAAGGUACGGUCAUGUGCAGUCUUGCUGCACAGCACCUCCCAAAUGUUUAAAAUGUGUUUCCGACCACAUGACACAUUUAUGCCCCCUCACAAGACAAGAAGAUCGAAGGUGUGCGAACUGUGGAGGGGCGCAUCCCGCUAACAGUCCCACUUGCAGAUUCACCCCCAGGCGAAUCUGGAAGUCAUAGCGCAAAUACGCAGCAAGUUAUACGCGGAAGCAGCCGUCUUAACAUCUUCGGUUGCCCCUCUGUUCAACCCACUUUGAACACGCAGAAUGUGGACCUAGCAACUGCGCCAAGGUCCCUUUUAACAAAUAAUAAGUUCCCUGAUUAGCGCCACUCAGGCAUCGCAGGCGAUCUUUCCGCAGCCGUUGAAUGGCUAAGUACGAUCGACAACCUGCAUUUAUCAAAAUUCUUUUUUGGAAUUGCCUGGGCCUAAGGGGUAUUCCCAAAAAACAGGAAUUUCAUCAAACUCUAUUGGAUGAAAGUAUAGACGUAGCUCUGCUGCAGGAAACAUUACUUAAUCCGGGAGAUCGCUUAGCUUAGCUUUCUCGAAUUAUGAUGUUAUAUGCGCUGACAGAUUGAAUGGUACGGGUGAUGGCUUAGCUGGACUCUUCGGGCCCUCUUAUUGCGGCAGAGGACUACAACUACAAACACUGAUCAUGGCACUCAAGGCUUAACUCUACUUGUGGGGUUCGGCUUUACAACCAUGUAAUGCGAAACGGGUAUCUUAUUCACAGCACCGAAGAGCCGGCUCACCAUCCGUUCAAUCACCUUCAGGCACCAGAUGUUAUAGAGUUUGCAAUAUCUAAAAACUGUAGGUUCAGUAUUGCUUCUAGGAUUCUGUAUGACAUCUCUGUUGUUCUGGAGGUAGGUAAUGGGCAUUUCGUGGAGGAGGAAAGUACUCCAAGGAAAAGAGUUGAUUGGAAACUAUACAAUCGUUUCUCAAAGAGUUUUCCAGCGUCCCGGUCAUACAUGAUUAGAAAGGAUUAGAAAGAAAGGAUGGUGCUCAAUCGGAGUGGAAAUCUUUUCUCCCUGCUGACAUCCGUCGGCAAAUUUCUGAAAAGAGGGCUGCGAUUAAGCAAGCAAAAAGGUCUUGACAUCCUGAUGACAUUCGUAGAAGGACGAAUCUCGUUCAUGAGGUAAGAAAUGCACUCCAUGAAUUCCUCAAUGAGCAGUGGAGCGACUUUCUGGCGGGGAUGCUUGAAUCAAGUAUACCUAUCUGGAAAGUGGUAAAAUCGCUCAGAAACGGAAGGCAAGAACAACUACCACAUAUUCAUGAUCCUGGAGGCAUAGUUUUCAGGACUGAGGAUAAAGUGGAUGUUUUUGCUGAUAUCAUGGAAAGGCAGUUCUCUCCCAAUUAAGAUCUGGACAAUGACCUUGACGAGGAACGACAAACUGUAAGAUCUGUCAGGAGAUAUUUCAGAGGGAAUGGAUAAAACAGCACCAGUGCUAACAUCGGUGACUCCUUUUCAGAAGAUUCUCGUAUGGAAGACUCUUCAGAUGAAUCUCAGCAUAGCACAUCAACGGAAUCCUCUGAGAUUCAGUUUUGCUUACCAGCAGAGCUCCAAGGCCACAUUAGGACCUAAAGGUGCGUACAGCACCUGGUGAGGAUCAAAUCACCAAUAAAGCACUGAAGUUGCUUUUGCUCAAGGCUUUGACUUAUUUGGCGGCAAUAAUCAAUGCAAUGCUCAGAACUCAUUACUUUCAUGAUCUCAAAGAAGGCAGGUUCAAUAUUCCCCUAGGAUUACCGUCCCAUUAGCCUGGUGUCAGCUCCUUCUAAGCUCGCUGAAAAGGUGAUUUAUCGUCUCCUUGAGAAUUUCUCGUCAGAUCACCAUGUGAUUCCUGACGUGCAAUUCGGCUGUCGGUCUGAGCAUAGUACGGAGCUACAGGCAUUUAGACUGGUGGAGCAUGCAACCAGAGGGUUCACCCUAAACAAAAGUGCUGGUAUCUUGUUUUUAGAUGUAUCAAAGGCAUUUGACAAGAUGUGGCACAUGGGCCUCUUGUAUAAGCUCAUCCAAAAGGUUUUUCCAUUUUGGCUACUAAGAUUGUUCAAAUCUUUUCUAGAAGGAAGGAAGUUCCUGAUCAAAAUUAACAAUGUGUUGUCAACAACACGGCCGGUGUUCCUCAGGGUUCGGUCUUAGCACCAAUCCUUUAUUCACUCUGUAUACAUGACGUCCCUUGCCCAAGCAACUAUGAAGCCUAUCUCUAUGCUGACGACACUGCACUGCUAGCCCAGUCUUGUUCUGGUAACCUGGUUCACGACAGGCUGCAGAGUGCGGUGGAGGAAGUAUUGGAGUGGACGGAUCGGUGGUUGAUCAAAAUUAAUACUUCGGAAACGCAGGCAAUCUAUUGCACUAAAACACGUCGCGGUGCCCCCUCAGAGAUAUCAGUGAAUGGAACUCGACUAAUGGGCAAAGGUCCUACGGACCGCCCAGACAAUCAAAUGACGAAUAGUACCAUUGGUGCAAUCUGUCAGGUAUCUUGGAGUCAUCAUUGACAAGGGGUUGACCUGGCAGAAACAUACUGAUAUUAGGAAAACAAAACUCCAAAUUACCUUUCGGUAGCUUUAUCCUUUGUAGUGCAGAAAAUCAAAAUUAAGUUUGAUCAACAAGAUUCGGUUGUAUAAAAUGGUCAUAACACCCGCAUGCGCGGCUUAGUGUUUUCUUGCCAAGACGCAUAUGCAGAGACUGCAAGUCAAAUGAGACCAUUCACAGAGAUCUUGAUAUCCCAUAUCUAAGGCAUUAUGUAAAACAUCAGACAAAAACGUUAUAAUCAAGCCGAAUCGCACAAUAACCCUCUGUUGCGUGAUUCAGUAGACUACACAGUCGAGCAAGUUCACAAAGAUUCCAGGCCGCGCCUCGCACUGUGAUCAAAAUUGAAUUGUAAAUUCAGAACAGGCAAAAUUAUUUCAGUAUACAAAAUCGAUCAAAAUUAUUUUUUGAGUUACAAAAUAAUUCGAGUAGUCAGAGCAAUAAUGCUUAAGCUAUUCCAAAUGACUCACUUCUUUUCUUGGCUCUAUUUCUUCCUUCCUUUUUUUCCUUCUUUCCCUUUCCCGCUUACACAUGUUUGGUAUCUGGGUAGCCAGACCUGACAGACUAACAGACCGACGAGACUUUUAACUAAGAGCAAAGGUCCACCGGAUCGCUCUGACGAGCAAUGACGAAUAGUAAAAUUCCAUUAUUGUAACUUCAAUUGACGUUUUGUUUCUUGUCCUCAGACAUUAGCUAUAAUUUUUCCUAGCAAUGCUAAUUGGACCAUAAGAGAUCAAAUACCUCGAGGCAAGCCUUUUCACUCAACAAGCUUCUUUCGUAGAUGUUUUAUGUAUCAAUCAAUCACUAAUUUCAACUAGUUUAGAACUUGAAUUAUUACCGGCACGAAAAUUUAGGGUAGUGCUUAUGCAAUAUUUGUACGAUAGACACAUUUAAAUCAUUAGCGCAAUAUAACAGGUUAAUAAGUAGGAUAAGUCGGUAUGGUUUGAUUAUUUCAUUCAUCUGUUUUAUUUUAAAAUAUUUCAGUGUUCCAUAUCUACCUAAGGUUAGGUGUAACGGUAGCUUCAAGCUGAAUCUAGCUUUUUAUAGAUAAUAGUAAUAAAAACGAUUAUUAUUUUGUUAUGUAUAUGUUUUCUGUCG
Acanthoscelides obtectus is the source of this 6171-nucleotide messenger RNA. The record is from the annotation of a GenBank genome assembly. NCBI's taxonomy places the organism in Eukaryota, Metazoa, Arthropoda, Insecta, Coleoptera, Chrysomelidae.